Messenger RNA from Hyalella azteca, 5612 nucleotides. RefSeq names its product serine/threonine-protein kinase tousled-like 2. NCBI's taxonomy places the organism in Eukaryota, Metazoa, Arthropoda, Malacostraca, Amphipoda, Hyalellidae. Gene Ontology annotation, cellular component: nucleus. Gene Ontology annotation, molecular function: ATP binding; protein serine/threonine kinase activity. The record is from RefSeq and is a predicted model, not a curated record. Gene Ontology annotation, biological process: intracellular signal transduction; chromosome segregation; peptidyl-serine phosphorylation.
GUGAAAGAGAGACAUCUCUGUGUGCGAAUAUAUAAUCGUUAAUUGACGCUUUUAUGCAGAGUUUUGGUGUUGUUUUAUCAUUUGAAAUAAUUUUUGCUACUUCAUAGAAUUUAAAAAUGAUAAUUUCAGAUCAAAAUGUCUGUUGAUUGGAGGCUCGCUUUUUGGGGACUCGGCAAAGCAGCAGUGGUGGCAACAGCCUUCCAUCAUCUCCUAUGUCUGGACCGCCUCCAAAUUUCAAUUAUGAAAGACAGGAUUCAAAUCUUAGUGCUGGCUCUUUGCCCAGUGAAGACAUGAGCAGUCCAGAGAAGCCUCCUGCAGUGCUUAUGCCUACCUCGGGUGUAAUUACCUCCUCGGUGCUUUGUACUGCUGGUCUACAGCAGCUCACACAGCAUCAGCUUAGCCAACAACAACAGCAGCAGCAGCAGUCACAGCAACCAAUGACUUCAGUGCCUUCUGGUCGCACCACGCCUGCAGAUCGAAAGCGGAAGAGGAAGAGUGCGUCUGCCGGGGCAAAUAUGCAACUGACGCAAAUGGAUGAUGGUGGGGGUGGCGGGGUAUAUCCCCCAGGUACUAAAAUUCCUCGCUCUAGUGAUAGUAAUAAGAAAAUAAAUGAUUAUUUUAAGCAACAACAGCAGCAGCAACAACAACAGCAGCAGUCACAACAAGUGGUCAGCCAGACUCAGCAAAUAGCCAGCUCACCAUCAAGGCAUUCUGAGAGACACAACAACUCAGGCGCUAAGAGUCCCUUACCUAACAAGCUCAUCAAUAUAUCUUCGGUGCAACAACAACAGCAGCAGCAACCACAACAACUUGUAUCCACUCCGCCUACAUUAGGUGCAGCUCCUACUUUCCUCACAAACAACUGUAGCAAUUUAGAGCUACGAUGCGACACGAGUUCUAGCACCAACUCCUGCCCAAUUAGCAACAAUAACCUAAGCAGCAGUAACCCAGGCAGUUGUACUGCAACUGCUGUUGCAUCUACAGUAGCGGUGGCAUCAGCAUCUUGCAGAAACAGUUCGUGCGAGGGCAUGAUGCUACCGCCUCGAGGCGUCCCGACUUCCAUGCUUCACAGAUCUACUCAGACCGAUAUAACUUUACGGCAACUCGAUGAGAUCGCCACAAGAGCCUCUACAGACAUUGAGGCAAAGGAGACUCGGAUAGAUUCAUUACAACGGGAAAAGGAAGAGCUCACCCGACAAAUAAACCAGCAAGCCAAGGUGCUGGAAACGAAGCAGCAGCAGAUGACUCGGUGCAUCGAUGUAGUUAAGCAGCUUCUCAUCGAGAAAUGCAACAUCGAGAAAAAAGAAGCACGGCGCAAGUGCUCCCACAACAGGCUCAGGCUCGGCCAGUUCGUCACCCAAAGAGUGGGUGCGUCUUUCCAAGAGAACUGGCAAGACGGAUUUGCCUUUCAGGACAUUUCUAGACGCCAAGAGGAGCACCAAGCCGAGAAAGAGGAAAUAGACCGGCAAAGAAAGCUUCUUCUGAAGCGGAAGCCUGCCGACCCUGGUAGCAGCAGCGGCCGCAAGCGCGUAGCAGGCGGCGCUGCUGGUGUUGGUGCGACGCCUCCGCCCAACAGCACCACUUCGCAGACCACUGGUGGCCUUACGAACGGUCUGGGCGGAGCAGACCAUGAGAACAGGGAGCUCACGCUACAGGAGUAUUACGAAGCUGAAGAAAUACUUAAAUUACGGCAGGCUGCGCUAAAGAAGGAAGACACAGACUUGCUACAGGAAAUGGAAAAGCUCGAGAGGGAAAGAAACUUGCACAUCAGAGAGCUCAAGAGGAUACACAACGAAGACCAGUCAAGAGUUUUGCAGCAAUGCGCCUCGUCGCGCAACCCACACGACAUGAGGUGGUUUGUAGGGCUCAGUGGAGGCGGUGGUGGUGGAGUGGCUACCACUGCCGUCCCAGGCCUCUCCAGCUGUAGUGCCAAACGACUUUCUCAAUGUAACAGUCAUCCUAUGUUGAACGAGCGCUAUUUGCUUCUCAUGUUAUUGGGCAAAGGAGGAUUUUCGGAGGUGCACAAGGCUUUUGACUUGAAAGAGCAACGUUACGUAGCUUGUAAGGUGCAUCAGCUCAACAAGGAUUGGAAAGAUGACAAGAAAGCUAAUUAUAUCAAACACGCCAUUAGAGAAUAUAAUAUACAAAAGAAAUUGAACCACCCUCGGAUAGUGAAACUAUACGAUGUUUUUGAGAUAGAUGCCAACAGCUUCUGCACAGUACUUGAAUAUUGUGAUGGGCACGACCUCGACUUCUACCUCAAACAGCAUAAAACUAUCGCCGAGCGGGAAGUACGUUCUGUUAUAAUGCAGAUUGUCUCAGCGCUGAAGUACCUCAAUGAAAUCAAACCGCCCAUCAUCCAUUAUGAUCUCAAACCUGGCAACAUACUGUUGAGGGACGGCAAUAUUUUAGGCGAAGUCAAGAUAACAGACUUCGGCUUGAGCAAAGUUAUGGAUGAGGCGAGCUAUCAUCCUGACUACGGCAUGGACCUCACAUCUCAAGGCGCCGGCACUUACUGGUAUCUGCCUCCUGAAUGUUUCGUCGUGGGAAAGACCCCCCCGAAGAUCUCUAGCAAGGUAGACGUCUGGUCAGUAGGUGUAAUUUUCUACCAGUGUUUGUAUGGUAAAAAACCAUUUGGUCACAACCAGAGCCAAGCAACCAUCCUAGAGGAGAACACCAUCCUGAAAGCCACCGAUGUACAGUUCCCUCCCAAACCUCUCGUCAGUAAUGAAGCUAAGCAAUUCAUCCGCAGUUGUCUUGCGUACCGAAAAGAAGACCGCAGCGAGGUGAUGAAUUUGGCCUCAAGCCCCUACCUGUCUCCUCCCAUGCCUAAGAGCGGUCGUUCAGCAGCUGCUGCCGCUGCUAAUAACCAACAGCAACAAGCCGUUGCCGCUGCAGCAGCUGUAGCAGCUGCGCAUUACAACAACCCACAGCAGCAACAGCAACAGCACUCCUUCUCUUCCGGACUACUGGGUUUGGGCAAUCAGUACUCCUCCACCAGUUCCUAAUGUUGCUCAGUUCGGUCUCUAUUGACCUCACUGCUCUCUCGGGUGCAUUUCUCUUCUGCCGCAUUACUUCUUCCUUGACGCGUAUUCGACUGCCAGUCCAAGCCUUUUCAACCUUCCUACGAUUGACUUUUAACUAACUGGACAAAGCAUGUUCCUUUGUAACAACACUUGCUUCAGGUUCGUAACUUAUUUACUGCGACAUACGUUAUGGUGUUUAAGCAAUGACUUGAGAAAAAGUGCAGUUUAGGGGAUUAAACAGGACACAGCUCAAGAAUGAAAUAUUUUCGCUGUUCGAGGCUGUUCCGCUAUGUUAAAGAAUAACCAUGCCACUACACAGCACCUUAAAUUUCUCCGCUGAAUUGAGAUGAUCACUUCUUUUCUGUUUCUGGGAUAUGACGCGCCUAUUCUCAUGCAAGCCUGGCACUGCAGUUCAUUUGAAUGGACGUGUUGUCAGUUUUUGACAUCAAUCGGUGUCUGAGUUCGUAGAAAACUUCUUGACUAUUAGAUUUUUCGGAGGUAGUUCGGAAAGAGCCACCUUAUGUGCCCCAUUUGCCCCGGACUCUAGUCGUCCUUAGGCUGCUGAUCACCUUUUUGAAAACAAGAAGUUCCCAUCAUUAGAUAUUGAAAAGUGUUUUUAAUGCAUUCUCAUGCUUGAAAUAUUCAAUUGUCGAAAAUGAAUCAAUUUACCGAUUUAAGGUGCGAACCUAAUUCUUAUGUGCCACCUAAUUGUGUAUGUGCAUGUGGCUUUCUCGCAAAUAUUUUUCGCGUGCAUUCCUGCAUUCCUCAGAUUUAAAUAAUUUGCAUGGCAUAAAUUCGAGAAAUUUGCCCAUGCCUCUUACCAGAAUAAUUUUCUUGCUAAUUGCGAUUACUUGGGGGAGUUUUCUUAUUAUUUUGGUGACUGAAUUUCGUAUUAUCUCUCAUCCGACCUGCCACUAUUUCUUGUUUUGGUCUUUACUUGCUUCUCGUUCACUUCAUCUUAUAGUAUCUACAUUUUGCCUCUCAAGUUAACCUUGCUGCUCUGAUUGUAAUUUCGCAAAUCUGAGAAAUUUUACACGAGGCAUUAAUAGCUCUGACUAGCUUCAAUGCAAGUUGUUCUUUGUUAUGAAAGCGUUAAUAAUGAUCUGUUUCGAUCGAUUUUGUGUUCUAUUCGUGAUUAUUGGGUUAUAUAAUUAAAAUGAAAUAGGAUAAUUUAAUUUCUAGACAUGUAAAUUUUGCAGUCGUUUUUUCGAAUAUUUUUCAAUUUUGAAUUAGGCUAAAGAACGUUUGUUAAUCACUAGUUACUCAUUAUUAAUAGAAGAUGGUGCUUCGGCGAGAACAUUUUUUGUUAUUUUGUAUGUCAAAAGCAUUGGUUUUUUCUAUAUUUUGAGCACUGUAAACUCUUGAUGUUCGUUUGAUAAGGUUAUGUGUGCAUGCUGGCCUCUUAUUUCUCCCAUUUUCGUUUUCCAACUUCAGUUCAUCAAUCCGAUGAAUUAUGUUCUUGCGAAUUCGUUCACGACUAUUAUUCUGCUCAUGAGUUGAGUGAAGUUCUAUGCAGAAGUUUGUUAUUUGUAUUUAUGUAACGGUUGAGCUUGGCGUCUUAUCUCGUCCAUGGAAGAAGCACGUUUCCUAGAGUGAGGGAGAGAGAGAAAUAGCUUCCCUAGCUCGUUUUAGUAUCUGGUUAGGCCCAAUAUUUGGACUGAUGUGGUAAACAAGAUAUUCCAUGAGACGACCACAGAAACGUUAAUAACUUGAGUGUUUCAGUUGAACCCCUUUUUUUCGUGAGAAACGUUAUGUGUUAUGUGGACACUUGAUGACGGUGGUCGUGAACCAAAGACUUAACAGCCUUCGAAAUGCCUUGUCUCAAGAUCUAGCUUGAGACCAAGGAUGUUAUCAUUUAUUAAAGUUAUUAUUAUAGUAAUAUUAUAAUUCCUUUGAGAAUAGACUUUUGCUGCGAAACGCCCAUAUUGCGGUUCGUCUUUUGCAAGGUGAAUGAGGUGUCGAUUUUUUGACGACUAUAUAAUGGACAUGUGAUAACAGCUGCUACACUUCGACCGCGUCUAUUUAGUUAUGUUGAACUCCUUUUUCGUACUCACGAUUGAGUGUUUAUUGCGACGGCCGCUUCUAAACCAUGAAUGCAUGUCAGUGAAUAUAGUGCCGUAAUUUCAUUACAGCAUCUGUAAAUCAAGACCUAUCUUGAUCAAAUCGUAUCAUUCCUGACCACUUUGUUACGUGCAUUUUAGAAUGCUGGCACACAUUAUAGAGGUAGCGCUUGUACAUAGAGAAACUAUAUCAUUUGCUGGUUUCUGUGUAAAUUUGAAUUUUCGUGCGUAAACUCUUAUUUUGAAUGUAUUGAUCGCGUUAGUAUGUGUUGUGUUCAUCGUUUUGCUACGAAGAGAAUGUUGCAUUUUCACGCUGAUGGACGCUGGUCUAUGAUAUGGUAUUUAUGUUAGUGUUCUCCCAAUCCCCUCCUCGUAAAACUAUAAAAAAAACUAACUUUUUUACGACUCUCUAGUCCUUGCUGCGUUCGUUUAGCACCUAUGUGGGGCAUUCCCGUUCGUCUUAAUCGCAAUGCAAAAUGAAAUAAGAAAAACUAGUAACGAAAAUAUAUUUCGCUUUCUCAUCUGA